Papaver somniferum (opium poppy) is the source of this 411-nucleotide messenger RNA. RefSeq lists its product as uncharacterized. The coding region runs from base 1 to 411 and encodes 136 amino acids. NCBI's taxonomy places the organism in Eukaryota, Viridiplantae, Streptophyta, Magnoliopsida, Ranunculales, Papaveraceae. The transcript has a single exon. The record is from RefSeq and is a predicted model, not a curated record. Gene Ontology annotation, molecular function: nucleic acid binding; RNA-DNA hybrid ribonuclease activity.
AUGGGAUUUGUUUGCAGAGGUGAGAAUGGUGAAUUUAUAUACGCAGAAUCCAGAGGUUUGGGUAUAACUACUAAUUUCAUAGAUGAAAUAAUGGCAAUCAUUGGAGCAGUUGAAUGGGCAGUGGAACAUAACAAUUUUGACAUAAGAGUGCAAUCUGAUUCCAAUGCAGCAAUAACUGCUUACAAAUCUGAGAAGGUUCCUUGGAUUGAGCAAGCAAGUUGGCAGCAAAUAAAAGUAAUGUUUAGGAGAAUUCAAUUUAUUCAUAGUAUGAGGGAAAUAAAUUCUUCAGCAGAUGUCAUGGCAAAGAAAGGUGCAGGUCUGAGUAGGGGAGUAUGUCAGAAGUAUUCAACUAAACCAGCUUUUCUCCCUUCUCUGGAAAUGCCUGACAAAAUAUAUUACAGGUGCUGUUAA